Molecule: messenger RNA, 633 nt
Organism: Penicillium maclennaniae
Lineage: Eukaryota; Fungi; Ascomycota; Eurotiomycetes; Eurotiales; Aspergillaceae
Exons: 1
Coding region: 1-633 (210 amino acids)
Source: RefSeq, a predicted model, not a curated record
AUGCAAGACACAGGAUACAUUGACGAAGUGUCUACGCUAGCAGUAGGGCCGACGGCACAACGGAACUGCAAGACCUUGAAAAAGAUCCACCAGAAAGCCGAACAAUGGGCAGUCAAACACGGUUUCCAAUUUGUACCGGCAAAAUACGAACUGGUCCAUUGCACUAGAGACCCUAAAAAGAACAGCACACAUGCUCUCCGCCUGCCGCACGCCACCAUUAAGGCCUCCGCGUCUUGUCGCUAUCUAGGAAUCCAGAUGGACACCAAGCUGCGCUGGGACUACCACCGCGAAAAGGUAGAGGCUGGGGUAACGAAGCGACUGCCGGCUCUGUCAGCACUCGCCUCCUCAACAUGGGGCACAGGGGCCAUCAAUCUCCGGCCAUGUGUACCGCGCAAUGGCCGUGCCCCAGAUGCUUUAUGGCUGUUCGGCAUGGCACAUCCCUGGAAACAGCUACACAAGCAGAGGAUACGCUAUGACGAGUACCAUCCAGAAGAUCCAGAGACGUGCAGCUCAGAUCAUCACAGGGGGCCUUUCGGACAACGGCCAGUGCGGCAGUUGACGACGAAUCUCAUCUACUCCCGGUGCAACAGCAACUUGAGCAAACUGCCUUGGAAAAGCCACGAUGCGCAUUAG